CUCCCAGGUCCGCACUCUGCUCUAUUUCACGCUUUGUUCUCUCGCGCUGGGAUUAGAGAGAGAGAGAGAGAGAGAGAGAGAGAGAGAAUGUCAAAUGGGGAGGGUUUCAUCGGGUCGAUCGAUCAAGGAACGACGAGCACCAGAUUUAUCAUCUACGAUCGAAGUUCUCGAGUCGUUGGCUCUCAUCAGGUUGAAUUCACACAGUACUAUCCCGAAGCAGGAUGGGUAGAGCACGAUCCAAUCGAAAUUCUCGAGAGCGUUCGAGUUUGCAUUAUGAAGGCUAUCGAUAAGGCGACUGCGAGCGGGCACAACGUUGAUGGAGGAUUGAAGGCUAUUGGUCUUACUAAUCAGAGAGAGACUAUAGUGCUUUGGAGCAAAUCUACUGGUUUGCCUCUUUAUAAUGCUAUCGUUUGGAUGGAUGUUAGAACGAGUUCCAUUUGCAGGAGGUUGGAGAAGGAUUUAUCAGGGGGAAGGACCCAUUUUGUAGAAACGUGUGGCUUGCCUAUCAGUACUUAUUUUAGUGCCCUUAAGCUGUUAUGGUUGCUAGAAUCGGUUGAUGGUAUUAAAGAAGCUGUGGAAUCAGGGGAUGUUCUGUUUGGUACUGUAGAUACAUGGUUGAUUUGGAAUCUAACUGGAGGUUGUGGCUGUGAAGAUGAAAAUAAAAAUAUGGUGACUGGACUGCAUGUUACAGAUUGCUCCAAUGCAUCUAGAACUAUGCUAAUGAAUCUCAAAACCCUUGACUGGGAUAAAUCCACAUUAGAUGCCUUAGGAAUACCCAUUAAAAUUUUGCCUAAGAUCAUUAGUAAUUCGGAGGUUAUUGGCAAGAUCACGAGUGGGUGGCCGAUUGCAGGUGUCCCAAUCGCCGGUUGCCUUGGCGAUCAACAUGCUGCGAUGCUUGGGCAGGCAUGUCGGAAGGGUGAGGCCAAGAGCACUUAUGGGACGGGUGCAUUUAUACUACUCAAUACUGGCGAUGAGCCUGUGAAGUCCACACAUGGGUUGCUUACCACCAUUGCAUACAAGCUCGGUCCCAAUGCCCCGACGAAUUAUGCUUUGGAAGGGUCAAUUGCUAUAGCUGGCGCAGCUGUUCAAUGGCUGAGGGAUAGUCUUGGAAUAAUUUCUUCUGCGAGCGAGAUCGAGCACUUGGCGGAGACAGUUGAGAAUACAGGUGGGGUAUAUUUUGUGCCAGCUUUUAAUGGGUUGUUUGCACCGUGGUGGCGUGAUGAUGCACGUGGAGUUUGUCUAGGGAUUACGCGGUUUACGGAAAAAGGUCACAUUGCACGUGCGGUGCUUGAGAGCAUGUGUUUUCAGGUGAAUGAUGUGAUUGAGUCAAUGCAGAAGGACUCAGGGGUUAAUCGGAAUUCUGAAGCUGAGAAGAAAGAGUUCUUGCUGAGGGUAGAUGGGGGUGCCACAGUGAACAACCUUUUGAUGCAGAUACAGGCGAACUUAUUGGGUAGUCCUGUGGUCAGGCCAGCCGACAUAGAGACAACCGCCCUCGGAGCUGCAUAUGCUGCUGGAUUGGCUUGUGGAUUUUGGACAGUAGAUGAGAUUUUUGCACAGAAGACUGAAAAAAGUGCCAUUUUCCAGCCCAAAAUGGCUGAGGAGCAGCGAAAAAAGAAGUCGGAUUCAUGGUGCAAGGCCGUGUCUAGAACUUUCGAUUUGGCUGACCUAUCCAUCUAGAAUUGCAUCCUAUCUUCUUUCUUUUAAAAUGCUGUUUCCAUUAUUUUUCUUUUUAAUAAGAAAUUGCUUGUGUAGUCUUUUUUUCAUGGAAGACUUUCUCCUUGCUUUAGUAGAUUGUCAUCGAAAUGAAAAUGAUGUUAUUUCUA
Molecule: messenger RNA, 1823 nt
Organism: Magnolia sinica
Lineage: Eukaryota; Viridiplantae; Streptophyta; Magnoliopsida; Magnoliales; Magnoliaceae
Product: glycerol kinase
Exons: 4
Coding region: 88-1677 (529 amino acids)
Biological process (GO): glycerol-3-phosphate biosynthetic process; triglyceride metabolic process; glycerol metabolic process
Cellular component (GO): mitochondrion
Molecular function (GO): glycerol kinase activity
Source: RefSeq, a predicted model, not a curated record